This is a messenger RNA of Esox lucius (northern pike), 4684 nucleotides long. Its product is annotated as LON peptidase N-terminal domain and RING finger protein 2. Bases 895 to 3222 code for a protein of 775 amino acids. The record is from RefSeq and is a predicted model, not a curated record. The transcript is spliced from 10 exons. NCBI's taxonomy places the organism in Eukaryota, Metazoa, Chordata, Actinopteri, Esociformes, Esocidae. Gene Ontology annotation, molecular function: protein binding.
GUGUUUCGUUCUGCGAAUCAUCUCUGAAAUUGAAGUCUGACUGCAACUUAGCAAGGAUAUGGAAUACGUGAAGGAUACGAUAAUUCUCUUUUUAAUGUAUUUUCAUAACCAUUAGAAUCUUAUUUGGCUAUUUCAACUGUGGCAGAAGGCAGCGAUAAUAUUUUUGACCGAGUCGGAUGAGUUAAAAUAUCUUAAGUCGGGCAGAGAAACUUAGCUUUCCAGCUACAAUGAGCGCAAGAGGUUACCCAUUCAGCUAGCUGUAGCAGAGUUGGUUUAUUUUGUGGCGUUACUUGAGUUGCUUCAGGUCCUACAUAAAACAGAUGACGUAAAUUGCACUCGGAUAUUGGCUUUGUUACAGAAUGUUUCUCUAUGGAAGUCUUUUUGUCGACUGGAAUGGCUUAAAGCUAGCAAACCUACGAUGAAGUAUUUGAGUUCCCGAAAAUGUUUUGCUGGCCAGUAAUUGAAGACCGCCAAGUUACUUGUGGUAGGUAUGUACGGUAUCUAGCUAAUUCGGGACAAGUAACUCACGUCAGCCAAACAAGAGGAAAGACUCGCCCACUUCCUACUACAAUUGUGAAUGAUACACUGGUUUAUUCCAAAUAGCUCGAGGUAGAUACACGGGAAACUGGCAUUGCAUUGUUGUAUUUUAUAAUACAGAAUCAGAAUAUAUACAGCUAACUGUCGGUUUUGAAAGAAGUCUACAUAGGAAUCAUAUUCUGCACUCGCCGAAAAAGGCCUAGUUUUAACUACUCUAUUGACUGGAAAAGAACACGAGUCUUCCACAAUGCCACAUGUAACGUCAUAGACUGAAGUAUUUUUGUAAAGGAGAAAGGAUCGUUUUUCGACUAUCCGUAGUUUUUUCUACACACUAGCGCGUUAUAGUCUCAGGCGAAAAUGGAGACAGGAUUCCAAGUUCAUCAGUCGGAACAGUUUGUCCACCCGUUAUCCAACCCGGGAGCAGCGGGUAUAUGCCCUGAAAUGCUUGAGGUAGCAGAGGAAGCAAACCGAGCAGGUGACUACAAUCUUGCGGCGGAUAUUUACAGCUCUCAGCUGGCGGACCUCCAGUUUCUUGACCCGGGCCUCUGUUUACGGAAAGCCGACGCUUUGGCCCAGGCCGGGCGAAUAGCGGAGGCUCUUGACUCGUAUUGUACUGCUGCCAACAUAAGAAAACUUCGGCCAGAGGAAUUGCGGAUUCUGGUUGAAAACAUAGCUCGAACUCUUCGUGAGAAGGAGUUAAAUAUCAAUGAGAAGACGAGUUUUUAUAAUGCUGGGAAUGGAGACCAUACGGUUAAAAUUGAUGGGGAGGCUUUUGAGGACGAACCUCUGGACUUGUUUUCAUGUCGCCUUUGUAGGUUUUUACUGUUGGAACCAACCACCCUGGAGUGCGGCCACACGUUUUGUAAACAUUGUUUGGAGGAAGAAACUAUCAAAGUCUGCAUACAGUGCAAACACAAACUGAAUCAAAAAGACGGAAAGAUCCUGCCCAUGGGUUUUAGAAUAAAUGUCGUCCUCAGUAGUUUGCUGGAUAAAUGGUUCGAAUCAGAAAGUAAAGCCAGGAAGCAUUGGAUUGAUGGUGAGGUCUUAAGGAAGCGGCACGACUACAAAACUGCCUUGGAGAACUACAACAAAGCUGUAGAACUGGCGCCAUCUAUAGGUCAAUUACUGAGACAGCAUGCUGAAUUGCACAUGGAAAUGGGGAAUUACCGCCAGGCCCUGGAGGACGCAGAGAGAAUGUGCAGACUUAAACCUCACUGGCCAAAGGCUCACUACAUCAAGGCCUCAGCCCUAAGUGAAGCAAACCGCAAUGAAGAGGCCUUGCAGGAGUACUUCAUGUGUGUAGCCCUGAAACCAGAUUGGACGACGGUAAAGCUGGAAGCCCAGAAGGUGCUAAGUGAGCUGUUCUCAUCGGUGUUUGAGAAUGACGGUCAGCCCAUGUCCAUACAUCCUCUACAGGGUGGUCCCUCCACUCGCCUCCUCAAGCCCCCUGCCCUGCUCAGCUAUCUACACUCCCCUAACACCCCCCAGAAGGGCUGCUCCUCACAGGACCCAGAGUUCAGUAGAAGUUCUCCACGUGGGUGUCCCCCAGGCGGCUCCAAACUGCCCCUGUCCCUCGGCUGCAAAGCUCCGAAGCCCCUGCUGGAGGAUGCCACGGGUGUGGGUGGCGUUGUGGCUGGCCUGCCAGCCCCCCCAGGUGGUCUGAAGAGGAGACACAGUGGGGAGGAGUCAGCCGUCGGCGCCCCCUCCAAACUGCUGAAACCGGAUGAAUCCUGCUCUCCUGCUGCUGUCCUCGGGGGGAGGACGGUGGCCUCAGACCUGCUGGACACUGGAGACUUGGAGUGUUCACUCUGCAUGAGGCUUUUCUAUGAGCCAGUCGCUACCCCCUGUGGACACACCUUCUGUCUCAAGUGUCUGGAGCGCUGUCUUGACCACAACCCCAACUGCCCGCUCUGCAAAGAGAACCUCUCCGAGUAUCUGGCCACUAGAGGGUACAACAAGACCGUGCUGAUGGAGCAGGUGCUGCAGCGUUACCUAGGAGAUGAGCUGGCUGAGAGGAAGAAGAUCCACGAGGAGGAGAUGAAGGAGCUGUCAAAUUUGAACCAGGAAGUGCCGAUCUUUGUGUGCACCAUGGCCUUCCCCACCAUUCCCUGUCCUCUGCAUGUCUUUGAACCGCGCUACCGUCUCAUGAUUCGCCGCUCCAUGGAGACCGGAACCAAACAGUUUGGCAUGUGCGUUGCUGAUGAGCUGAAGGGUUUUGCUGACUACGGCUGCAUGCUGGAGGUCCGUGAUGUCAAGUUCUUCCCGGACGGGAGGUCUGUGGUGGACACCAUAGGAGUGUCCCGCUUCAGAGUGCUGAGCCACGGCCAGAGGGAUGGAUACAGCACGGCAAAGAUUGAAUACCUGGAGGAUAGAAAGGUGGAGGGCGAGGAGCUAGCCGAGCUGCAGAAGCUUUAUGCCUCUGUGUACGACCAGGCCCGCGGUUGGUUCACUUCCCUUAAAGACAACAUGAAGAGCCAGAUAAUCAGCCACUUUGGAGAUCUCCCCGGGAAGGACCCUGACCCACAGGGUAACCCCAGUGGUCCAGCCUGGGCUUGGUGGCUGUUGGCUGUGCUGCCUCUGGACAGCCGUGCCCAGCUCACCAUCCUGGCAAUGACCUCCCUGAAGGAACGCCUCAUCGCCAUACGCAGGGUCCUGAUAUUUGUCACACGCAAGAGACCCCGAUAACCAUUCAACCAUUCAUAUUAAACCCAUUGAUCAGCUUUCAUAUUAGGGUGCAAAGCUUUAGGGUCCCUUACAAACGUAGCUCUCUGAAGAAUGCUGUUGGACUGGACUGUAUCUGUCCCCAGUUCACCUGUGGCCUCUGUUACUGUCACAAGAACUUACCGGAAACCAUGAAGGUUGUCACAUUCUCAGCUUUCUCUGCUCUUUCUGUCAGUAUAGGCAGAUGGAGGUCAAGAUCAUCACAGGCUGGUGAUUAUGUCAUGAUGCACUUAACCUGAACAGAACUAGCUGCUGGCUCUGCAACGGUGUGACUUUUUUUUUUUUUUGUCAUGUGAUACACACUAAGAGAUUUUUCCUCAAAUUGUACAUUUUGUGAAAGAAAACAACUGACACGUACCAAAAAAUAAUUUGUAUGACUGAAAAAAAGCACAGAAUGUAUUGGGUUGUCUUUAUGGGUGUGGUUAUGUUUCUGUUCCUUCUCCAAUGAAUCUGGCAAGAGACUCCUAUGACCCAGAGAGAAACUGGAGUAGGUGUACAUAUGAGAAUGUUUCCUGUUUCAAUUGCUGCUGUUCGCUGACUACAUUACUGGAGGAAAUGGAUGCAAAACAUGAAGCUAUGCAUCUCUCCCAGUCCCAUGUAUGUGCCUCAAUAAUGGUUAGUAUUAGUGAAUCUGAAAGGAAUGCGUAACAAUCCUCUACUUCAUGUGUAUGUUGGUUGACGAAAAUUUGGAUUUAAGCUCAUGUACAAAAACGAGACAUUUAGCGUAAUUAUUUUUUUAGUUUGAGUUUUAAAUACGCUACUGCAUUUCUCCAACAGCAGUGGUUUUUGGACAGGUUAUCAGACUACGAUAAUCCAAAGUGAUUCUCCAAAAAGACAACCAUGAUGGUGUAUAUACAUUUAUUGUAUGUCUGAGUUGGGAGGAAAUAGGUUUUUUGAUAACUUUUUGAUUUCUCUGCUAUGCCACAAAUGUAUAUUAUGUAGCUAUCUGUGGUGGGUAUAAAUUGGGUGAUUCAACUGUGAUGAUUAUCUAUGUUUACUCUCAGGCCUUUACAAUGUCUUAAGUGUAAUAUUUUGACGUUUCUCCUUGUGUGACACUCAACUCCUCAUUGGGUAUUAAUAUGACAUGCUGCAUUUCAAGAGGUACCUGAAUACCACAAAGGUAACUCCUUCUGAGCACCUUUUGCAGACACCAAGUACAUUACAGGCAAAUGACUCACUGUGGAAAACCGUUCUCCAGUUGUGUGAAAAUUAUUUGGAAUCUCCAUAUGGUGUGUCCUGUGUGGUCCAGCAGUUCCACCCUCUGACCCCAGGACUCAUUCCGGCUUUGGUAUGGUUCAAGUCUUGCCCAUUGCCCUAGGAUUUCCCCCCAAGCCAUGUAGUGUCUACUCAGUUAUUACUUCAGUUCUUAGCGUGGUCUCUACUUUCCAGAUGGGAUGUAUUAAAUUGAAAAUGUUCUGCUCCGGAA